Molecule: messenger RNA, 1778 nt
Organism: Truncatella angustata
Lineage: Eukaryota; Fungi; Ascomycota; Sordariomycetes; Amphisphaeriales; Sporocadaceae
Exons: 1
Coding region: 285-1604 (439 amino acids)
Source: RefSeq, a predicted model, not a curated record
CCCCGGGCGCCGGUCCCUUUUGUACCCAAGUAAUCUCGAAAUUCCUUAGGAACAAUGGAAUUUUUUUUUUCUCAAAUCGCCGUCAGCCAAGUACGGCUUUUCCGGCCAGUUGCUAUCCCGUCGCUAUUUCCAGACACCGAGUUUCGUCCUGCUUGAAAUCUCGUCAGUUGCCUCAAGAAAAACAGAUAUAAUUGAGAACUACGAUUCUGUCUACUCCCUCACCGCCACCCUGACCCUGUGACCAAACUGGAUACUAUAUCACAAACCUUAAAUGUUAUAGCAUCAUGUCCGGUCUUACUAUAGAUAUGAUGAGGUCUCUGCUAUGCGCCAUCCCCGUCGAAGUAAGCUCUUGCAGCCCUGAACCAUGGGGAAGAUUUUGUUUGUUAAUGUGUACCCAGGUUCGACUUAUGAUCUUUGAGUUUGCAGUGACAUUGGACAAACCAGUCACUCCACGGCAGAUCACACAGCACUCAAACAAGUUCACCUGGGGGGACCGCAAGCAGGUACCCGUCCACAACCAUCCCGGCAACAAUGACUACGUCUGGGAGUGCCAGGAGGACGAUCGGCCCGCCAUCGUAUCUUUGAGCUUGACGUGCAAGCAGUUCUACGACGAGCUGAGACGUUACCCGGUCUUCUACCGGGUGAACCAAUUCCAGUUCGAGCUGGAAGACCUGGUGGCGUACCUGGCCGCCAUCACCCCGGAGCGCUGCAACAUGAUCCAGAACAUCGUUCUAACCGGACUUGGCAGUUCCAGCUUACCAAAGUCCAAGCGCUCCUCCGCGCUGCAGAAGCAUGCUCUUGUGUUACUCUCCCAGUGCAGAAGUCUGCGAAAUGUGCACCCGAGGAAAGCCGCCAAGUUCUCUGCGGAACAUUUCAGUUCGAGGGAGCUCCAGCAGGCAGUUGGGUCCGCCAGGCUUGACAUCAAUGGUGCGGAUCGUGCCUGCGGCUAUAAUCCAGUGAAUACGUCGACUCAUGGCAGAUUUGAGGUGAUGAAGCAAAGCAAGAUGGAUGCUACCAUGGACUAUAAACUAGGGGCACUCAGAAAAGAGUUGCUGCCCAGGUAUGAUUCUGCCGGGCGACUUCUGUGGAGAGUUCAAGAGAUCCAAAACGUCAGACGUGGGUCACGGGGUCCCAAAUGCCAGGUGAAAUGGUGGACGACCACAGGGGGCCAGAACGCCGUGGAGUGGGAAGAUGCGUCAUCUUUGAUGACACAGGAAGGGCUGGAGCUCUUCAGGAAAUACUACGACGACAAGGGGCAGCAGUUUCGCGACGUGUUGAGGAACAAGUUCGACCUCGACGCCGAGCUGGCACGCCUGCUCGCCAUGCCGGCACCAGACGAGAUCAAGGCACUGGGUACGGAGCUGUUUGACAAAAAGGCCCUCCAGGGCAGGUGGAGGAGGCUCCAGAGGGACUACCUGCGGACCGAGUAUAUGCUGAAAGUCCAUCAUUCCUUGGCGACCGAGCGCGAGCAGAAGGACAGCCAGAAGAAGCGGUCCGCGCAGAGCACCGAGGUUGAGAUGCGAGCCGCUAAGCGCACCAAAGUACGGAGUAUGGAAUGGCUGAUGCAAGCACUUCCAGAAACAAUGGAAGAUUUGAUCAGGUGAUAAAGAGCGCGGAACUGGGAGAUCCAGAGUGGGAAGACCACUAGAAGGGCGAUGGGCAGCCUAUUUUAGGCACUGCUCGGUCGUGCUUGGCAAUUAGCAAGAUACCAAUUUGUAUUCAGGAGCGGCACAGCAAGCGGUUGACCUUCUUCCUUUUUUUCUUUCUUUUUUCUUGGG